This is a messenger RNA of Cyphellophora attinorum, 1515 nucleotides long. RefSeq lists its product as uncharacterized. Lineage: Eukaryota; Fungi; Ascomycota; Eurotiomycetes; Chaetothyriales; Cyphellophoraceae. The record is from RefSeq and is a predicted model, not a curated record. The transcript is spliced from 2 exons. The coding region runs from base 1 to 1515 and encodes 504 amino acids.
AUGGAAGCAGCGCCACUGAGUCUUGCACAAACACACGCCCGGAAUGCAGCCCUAGAAACGAAGCGAUCGAACCCAGUCGCAGCCAGCGAAGAGCAUGAUCUCGCUGCGGCUGAGUUUGCCACAGCCGCCAAAGGCUCAUCUGACCAAGAGGCAGUGCGCAUACUGAACUUGCUCGAGCAGCACCACAAGAAACUAGGCCACAUCCUGAAAACGGCACACGAGAAGCCGGCCAUCGACGAGCAAAUCGAGAGCACGCCUGUUGGCGGCACCUCGAAGCCGCCUCGUUUGUCGCGAACGCCCAGGGAAACGACCAGAGAGCUGUCUUCGUCCAUUGCAAGCAACCUGGCCUCUGCUCGAGGUAUACGUGGUGCUCAGCAGAAGCGAUCAGCACCCAUCUCACCUCUAGUCUCGAAUCAGCAUGCCGAUGGUCAAUUGUCCCACGACAUGCCAAAGUCACGAGCUGCCUCGCAAGCAACUGGACCGGCGGCCUCCAAGCCGUCAUGGGCGCCACCUGUUGGAAACGUCGAUGACGUCCACGACAACGACACCGCUAGCGACUCACCAUUUCAGCUCUUCUACAACACCUAUCAGGGCCUCGUCUCAAAGAUGAGUGCUCCUCUAGCCUUCGCUGGCCUUCCGCUUGCCCAGGCCAUCCCCGAGGAGAAGCAGAACACUGUGCCUAAAGCCUCAUCGCAAACCGAACGGCCCACAAGUACAGCCAAAGACCGCGCAAUGGACUACUCCCGUCUCAUCUCCAAUGCAGCCUUUCGCGCUGUCAGCACCAAUACGACGAACGACACUCCUGCCAAAUCUCGCAUCGAGGACUCAUUCUACCACGUCCCUACUGCUGGCGGCACCAUGUCCUACGCGGAGAUGGUCAAUCGCGCCGACCGCGAAGAGGCUCGUACUCUCCGUCACCAUCGCCAGACCAGCAAUCUCUCCAAUAUCUCCGAGAAUGAUGACUUCGUCGAUGCUAGCAGUACCAUCAUCGCCCAAGCGAACUCACACGCAGCUCAGCCGCAGCAGCGAUCCCAACAGCAAACAGGCCGGCCCUUACGCCAACUCUCCCUCGAGAACGCCACGCUCCGGCACCUGUCAGACAAGAUGUCCAAACGCCUGCAUGCCUUCGAAAUGGCUUCGCAGACCUCCACUGCUGCGCUCGCACAGUCGAUACGCAGCAUGCCUCGCUCUCCGCUCAUGAGCCCAGACGUAUCUCGAGCCGGUGCUGGAUCUCGGAAACCUCCCACGACUGCAACCGACAAGCACCAACCUUAUCCAUCGUUCAACAAGUCUUCGGCGAAGAGCACGACCACGACCGACGAUCGCAUCACUGAGCUAGAAGAGAUUCUACGGAAGAACGACGCCAGACUCAAGAAGAAGGAGGCCGAGAACGAGAAGCUAAAGGUCACGGUAGACAAGUACAAGGAGAAAUGGGAUAGUCUGAAGGCUGGCGCAAGAGCGAGACGGGAGCGGCAGCAGGGCACGAGUGCGGCUCCAGAGGAAGCGGAGGCUUGA